AUGGUGGACGACUUCGCCCAUGACUUCAAACGGCAUAUCAAACUCAAAGAAGAUCGGAUACGAGAGUUAGAAGCCGAGCUUGAGGAAGCAAACAACAUCAGAGCUCAACUAACUUCGCGGAUUGCGUGGUCUGGAAAGGAGGAUGAUGCAUCGUGGGAACAGAACCGCGAGGCCAAAGAUGCCCUCCGGAUUCUGCUAGCCGCGAAAGACCCCAAGAACUUCAUCUGCGAAUCUCCUACCUCUGAACCAAUAACUUCAAUCAAUUACUCUAUCCUAGCCAGCGCAUACCGCUCUACAUAUCAGGAGCUUAGCACUCUGGCCCGUGCUUUCUGGGCGGUUAGGAACAAGCUAGAAACAACCCAAAAGAAGGCCAGUGCUUGGUUCCGCAGCUUCGAGCAGGACUCCUUUCAAGUCAAUAUAAAAGGAGAAGUAAUUACUUUUCGGCGAGCAGCUGCGUGCGGUAUCUCUGGCGAGGGCGAGAGAGAAACUGAAACUGCAAUCCCACAACAAAGGGUGCUUGAUAAUACUAGGUCACCACCUCCUACAUUAAGCACAAAUUCGAAUCGGUCCAUUACUAGAAGCGAAUCUGAGCAAGAUCAAGAGCUGAUUCCAACCCAAUCUCAGGAGCCAGGAUUUAGUCCGGUUCAUCCGCCGUCACUUGUCCACAGCUCCUCGGGAGGGCCCGAGUUUCUAUCCUCGAGGCCUGUGAGAAAAAGGAAUGUCGAGAACGUUGCGCCAAUACAGGUUGCCGCAUCCCCGGUCCGAACUGGAAGUUUCACGCGGCCCGUUACACUUAAAAGCGAGCCUUCUUCCCGUGAAACGCAGAGCAAUACCCCUCUGAAUAAUUGUCCCGAUGAAAUGCAACAUUUAACUACGAGAACGGUCGGUGUUCCUACCGGUAUAGCUGAGGAAGCCCUACUUGCGGGUGAAACGGCUCAAGAUCACCGACAGCAGUCCGAGAACAGGCAGCGCACUUCCGGAACAAAACGUCGGCAAGCGCUCCAAGAAGUGGACCCUAACCUACCAGUUUCUCCGCGACAGGGAGCGAUCGCGAGUGGAAAGCGAAGAAGAUUUGCAUCCCGUGGCGCAGCUGCUAUUCCAUCUGUCGCAGAGGAUGGAGAACCAGAAGGUUGCAGCUAUGAGCACCAAAACGGACAAGGAGGGGGUGUUGCGGGCCCUACAAAUCGUUUUACGGUAGCUCGCCGAGUACAGGACCUCCUUGAUACCCCUCCGCCGCCUCGACCUGUAUUACUCACAACCCCACGAACUGCUCUCAGAGCACCCUCACAUGCCAGAACACCCCCAGCUAAGAGUCCAAACAAGCGCCCUAGUACGAUAGAUCGUGAUGGGGCUGGCGAUCAGGUUCUUCCCGAGGAAGAGCCGCUUCGCUGUCGCCCAUUGCAUCGACUCGGCCUUGAACAUUUCAGAUUGAACCCCGAAAUGAACCAAGGUUUGGAUUACGCAACAUCUCCAGAUACUCGAACAACACCGUGGAGGUAA
Uncinocarpus reesii 1704 is the source of this 1500-nucleotide messenger RNA. RefSeq lists its product as uncharacterized. The transcript has 2 exons. The coding region runs from base 1 to 1500 and encodes 499 amino acids. The record is from RefSeq and is a predicted model, not a curated record. Lineage: Eukaryota; Fungi; Ascomycota; Eurotiomycetes; Onygenales; Onygenaceae.